AGGCCUUGUUAUUUCUUCGAUAUUUAUUCGAGCAGCCAGGGGCCAUUCGUUUUCUCUCUCGCCAUGACCAGCACUGCAAGUCUCCAUCUUACUGCCGCCACUGCGGCCAUUGCCGUCGCCGGGAAAUCUCAACGACGUUCACUCAUCCUCGCUUACACGAGCUCCAAAAUCACGUUUUCCAAUCACAAAUACUCUCUCCAAGCUUUACUCCGUCCAACCCUCUCCAUCUCCCCUUCUCGCCUACGCAUCUUCUCUACAGCAUUUUCUGAAUCUCACAAUGACGAAGAACCCGUUGAACCUCCGCAAGCCGAUGAAGAUGCCGCCGCCGAACAUAAGCAGAGAUCGGCAGAAUCCCGGCGGCUCUACGUCGGCAACCUCUCCUUUUCGAUGACUUCUUCCGAGCUCUCUGAGAUUUUCAGCCAGGCCGGAAAAGUUGGCGAAGUGGAGAUGAUCUACGGCCGCUCCACCAACCGGAGCCGGGGAUUCGCUUUUGUAACAAUGAGUACUGCUGAGGAGGCUAACGAGGCCAUCCGAAUGUUUGAUGGAGUUCUAAUUGGAGGCCGGACUUUGAAGGUGAACUUCCCUGAGGUACCCAGGGGUGGUGAGCGCGAGGUGAUGGGCCCAAAACUGAGAGCUAACUCUGGGGGAUAUGUUAACAGCCCACACAAAAUUUAUGCUGGUAAUCUUGGGUGGAAAGUAACCUCCGAGUCUCUUAGGGAUGCAUUCUCAGUUUAUUCUGGGCUUUUAGGCGCCAGAGUUAUCUAUGAACGGGAUUCCGGCAGGUCUAGGGGCUUUGGCUUUGUCACUUUCGCCUCUGCUGCUGAAUGCCAGGCUGCGCUGGAAGCCAUGAAUGGAAAGCUGGUUGCCGGGCGGCCUCUCCGCUUGAAUCUCGCUUCGGACAAGUCUCUGCCGGAAACUCCAUUACUGGCCACAGUCUCUGCUUCGUUGGAGAGCCAUGGAGAAGACAUUAGUGUGGAUCAGGAGAGGUCCAUGGAAUCAAAUCUUGUAUGAAUCAAUAUGAACAUUUAAUGGAUUCCAAGUAUUUUUUGGUUGAAGCAGAAGUGAAAGUUGCAGAUAUUGUGGAAGUUGUGAGUUAGUAUGAGCUAUUUGGUUGCCUCUUCACUUUCUUCUAUGCUUUUUUGUCUCUUCUUCACUUUUGUAUUCUAUUUUCUUUACUACUCCUCUCAUAAUGUUGACAUUAAUAUAUUAAUUUUGUUGGUUAAAAUGGGAAA
Messenger RNA from Phalaenopsis equestris, 1232 nucleotides. RefSeq names its product 33 kDa ribonucleoprotein, chloroplastic. The coding region runs from base 64 to 1011 and encodes 315 amino acids. Gene Ontology annotation, molecular function: mRNA binding. NCBI's taxonomy places the organism in Eukaryota, Viridiplantae, Streptophyta, Magnoliopsida, Asparagales, Orchidaceae. Gene Ontology annotation, cellular component: cytosol. The transcript is spliced from 5 exons. The record is from RefSeq and is a predicted model, not a curated record.